Messenger RNA from Lizanozyma spartinae, 3369 nucleotides. RefSeq names its product phosphatidylinositol-3-/phosphoinositide 5-phosphatase (gene INP52). Gene Ontology annotation, molecular function: phosphatidylinositol-4,5-bisphosphate 5-phosphatase activity; phosphatidylinositol-3,5-bisphosphate 5-phosphatase activity. The coding region runs from base 1 to 3369 and encodes 1122 amino acids. Gene Ontology annotation, cellular component: membrane; cytoplasm. The record is from RefSeq and is a predicted model, not a curated record. Gene Ontology annotation, biological process: phosphatidylinositol dephosphorylation. NCBI's taxonomy places the organism in Eukaryota, Fungi, Ascomycota, Pichiomycetes, Serinales, Debaryomycetaceae. The transcript has a single exon.
AUGAAAGUACUCUAUCAAAAAAAGCAGCGGUGUAUUGCAUUGCAAUCCGAAACACACACGCUUCUUUUCCGGCGAUUACACAAUAAAGAUGUUGCUCAUGACUCUCCACCCUCGGUUCAAGUAGAGAUAGCGUCCAAUGAUAACUUGAGUUCAAACUUCAAGCCACUUAUUAAUAAAGAAGUUCAUGGAUGCUUAGGGCUUAUACAUGUGGGUGAGCAAGUAUUUGUUGCCAUUGUUGUUGGAGCAGUUACCAAUGUUGCUACACCGUUGGUGUAUGAACUGAUUGACCGUAUUUAUAAUGUUGAGUUUAUCUCGUUGUCACACGAUGAUUGGGAUUCGUUAUUGAGUCUGGGAGGUCAAGAAGAUUAUUAUACUGAAGAAGCGGGGUUGGCAAUUCAUCCAUGUAGUGAAUUGAAACGAUUACUUUCCAAUGGUUCGUUUUACUUUUCCACUGAUUUUGAUUUAACUUCUAUACUUCAGAACAGAGGCAUAAUACAAUCGAAAUUGGCUAAUAGAAAACAGCUGCUGAAAGGAAUUGCGGCUUACGGGCAUAAAAAUGAACAUUUCUCUACAGAAUUUAUGUGGAACGCAUUCAUGAUGGACGAUUUGAUUCGGUUUAGAAGUAAUUUGGAUGAUGAAUUGGAAGCUAUCUUUGAUACCAAUAGAUUCCUUACAACGGCUAUUAGGGGAUUUGCAAAAACCACCUCUCUCAAUUAUGGCGAAUCAAUGACUAUUAUUUCCAAACAAUCUUGGAAGAGAGCUGGCACAAGAUAUAAUGCCAGAGGUAUAGAUGAUGAUGGUAAUGUUGCUAAUUUUGUGGAGACAGAAUUUAUAUACGAUGCUUCCUCAUCUAAUGGAACCAUAUAUUCCUUCGUACAGAUCCGAGGUUCAGUGCCUGCUUUCUGGGAACAAGAUUCAACAUUAAUUAACCCGAAAAUAACAAUCACAAGAUCGUUAGGUGCUACGCAACAGAUAUUUGAUAAACACUUUACCAAUAUUGGGAAGAAAUAUGGUGUAUGUCAUGUGGUUAAUUUAUUAUCCAAAACCAAGCCAGCAGAAGUACAAGUUCUGAGACGAUUUUCGGAGUUAAUUGAAGGUUCCAGAACUACAGAAGUAGUAGAAUAUACUCAAUUUGAUUUCCAUCAAGAAGUUAAAAAUAUAGGAUUCAGUGGAGCAACUAAUAUUCUCCCGGAAUUAGCCACCUCGAUGGAAGAAUUUGGGGUUUUCUCAUAUGACACUAUAACCGGUGAAGUAGUUACCAGACAAGAUGGUGUAUUCCGAGUCAAUUGCUUGGAUUGCUUAGACAGAACAAAUUUGAUUGAGCAAGUUAUAUGUCAUAAAGUGUUUGAAAGCUAUGGUGGUGAUAGAGAAAGUCUUAAGUUCAACAAUAUUUGGGCUGAUAAUGGUGACGCAAUUUCUCAGAUAUAUACGGGGACCAAUGCAUUAAAAUCUUCCUUCUCAAGAUCUGGGAAGAUGAAUAUUGCUGGUGCCCUAUCUGAUGUCACCAAAUCAGUUUCCAGAAUGUACCAAAAUACGUUUGUGGAUAAUAAGAAACAAUCUACUAUGGAUCUUCUUUUAGGAUAUGAUGCUCGGAACUCUAAGCCCGUUCGUAUUUAUGAUCCUGUUAGUGAUUUUGUUAAUAGUGAACUUAAGGCAAAGAAGAGUGUUUUCACUACUGCAGGGAAUAUUUCUAUUUUUGCUGGAACCUACAAUUUGAAUGCUACGACUUAUAGCUCCAAUAUGGAUUUAACUCCUUGGUUAUUCCCUCCUGAUAACUCAUUUUUACCGGACAUUUAUGCCAUUGGGUUACAAGAAAUCAUUGAACUUAAUGCUGGGUCCAUUUUAAAUGCAGAUUCAUCCAAAGCCAGCAGAUGGUCCGAAGCCUUAACUCAACAAUUGAAUUCUCAAUCAAACGAUAAGUAUUUGCUUUUGCGUACUGAAUCAUUAAGUUCUAUGGCUCUUUACCUUUUCGUUAAAGAGUCUCUUGUUAAUAACAUUUCCCAUGUUUUCGGAGCAAGUAAAAAGACAGGCUUGGGAGGUAUGACUGUGAAUAAAGGUGCUUGCGCAGUACGGUUUGAAUAUGGAUCUACUUCAUUUGCGUUGGUUACUUCACAUUUAGCUGCUGGAACAACGGCUAUUGCUGAACGGUAUAACGAUUAUGUGACUGUAAUGGAGGGUCUAACGUUUUCCAGAAACUAUACGUUGCCAGAUCACGAUCAUAUUUUAUGGUUUGGAGACUUGAAUUAUCGUAUAGCAUUACCCAACGAUCAAUGCCGUUUUCUUGUUGAGAAGGGUGCAUUUGAUGAUUUAUACAGACAAGAUCAAUUACAACAAGAAAUGAAGAAAAAAGGAGCCUUCUUUGGGUUCAAAGAAGGUCCAAUCAUCUUUUACCCCACGUACAAGUUUGAUAAGGGAACAAACGAAUAUGACACUUCAGAGAAACAGAGAAUCCCAUCAUGGACAGAUCGGAUCUUGUAUCAAAGUGAUAGUGAUAUCCCAGAAUUGGAACAAUUGAACUAUAGUUCUAUAUUUGAUAUGAUCUACAGUGACCAUAAGCCUGUAUUUUCUACCUUCAAAUCUCAAGUUGAGUUUGUUGAUGAAGCUAAGAAGUUAGCCUUGCAGAAACAGCUCUAUGAAAAGUAUAAAGCACAACAUGAUGAUGAUGUUUCAAUCUACUCCAGCUCCACAUUAUCAUCCGUCCCCAUUAGCAAAUCCAAUAGUUUCCGGAGAGAUACCAUGACCGAAUUGAAUCUUAUUGAUGAUGAUGAUAGUUCACCCUCACCUCCAAAAUUACCUUCCAGACCAAUGUCGCAAGCCCCUAGUACUUUAAGGAAAGUCCCACCUCCAUUUGAUGGUUAUGAUAGUACUGCGAAACCAGCUAUUCUCCGGUCAGCAUCUCUCACAGCUCCCAUUCCACCUGCUCCUCGCAGGACGGUAACUACGGUGAGCUCGAGUUCGAACAGCACCACUAGUGCUUCUUCACCUGUCCCAUUAGGAUUUUCACUUACUCCAUUGGUUCCCAGCAAUAAAUCAAGCAGAGCUGCAUCUCCAGAGACUAAGAAUGGUGAUAGAAAUGACGGAAAGGUCGCUUCACCUCCACUCAAUUCCAAAUCAACAAUCUCACUCAAGCCAUUGGUGCCUUCACGUACUUCCUCGCCAAUUAGUGUAGGGUCUGGACCGCAAAAGGCAUCUCCUACUGAAUCUCAACACAAACUAGCACCAAUGAAACCAAAUAAGCCAGUCCAGCUUAGUUCUUCCAAGCAAACAGAAGUUCCAACCCCACCGCAGAGCAAUACCAAAGUACCGGAACCACCUGCUCCUCGGAACAUUAAGAGCAUGUCGGACUGGAAACCGUUGAUGCCCAAUUGA